This is a messenger RNA of Copidosoma floridanum, 1956 nucleotides long. RefSeq names its product secretory pathway calcium atpase (gene SPoCk). Gene Ontology annotation, biological process: calcium ion transport. Gene Ontology annotation, molecular function: ATP hydrolysis activity; ATP binding; P-type calcium transporter activity. Gene Ontology annotation, cellular component: membrane. The record is from RefSeq and is a predicted model, not a curated record. NCBI's taxonomy places the organism in Eukaryota, Metazoa, Arthropoda, Insecta, Hymenoptera, Encyrtidae.
UUCUUACUUAGCCUUAAUCUCUCUGCUCUGCUCAUCGCUGGCUUAGGACUAUAGAGUUAUUUUGAGUAAAAUAAAUAGUGAAUAAUAAUAAAUGUACAAGUAUUGUCCAGUUUUGUACAAAUCUUUCAGAUAUAUUUUUAUCUCGUAUUAAUUGAGCAACACAUGUUUAUUUCUUGUUUCUGGAUGAAAGAAUUGUAAUAUUUUUAGUAUUACAUGCUUAAUCUCGAGAGCAUUGUCCAAUUAUAUACAAUCGAAUACCAAAGUCAUGGGUGUAUUGGACUUGAAGAGUAUUCGUUGAUUUUAAAGGCUUUUACACUUUAUGGUAGAUCUAUAGAUUUUGGUUACUUUUCUGCGGCUUUCGUCAUGUGGCUUUCGACCUCGGAAGCAUCAGCCCUUGGAGUUGAAGAAGUCGCUGCUCGGCUGCAAGUUGAUGUUAGAGCUGGCCUUUGGUGGGAAGAAGUUAAUCAUAGGAAACAGCUUUUUGGUUGUAAUGAGCUCAUAUUCAAGGUGGAUGAGCCUACAUGGAAAAAGUAUGUGGAGCAGUUUAAGAAUCCACUAAUUCUUCUCUUGCUUGGCUCCGCUUGCGUCAGUGUCUGCAUGCAGCAGUUUGAUGAUGCAAUCAGCAUAACUGUGGCCAUUAUUAUAGUUGUUACCGUGGCAUUUGUUCAAGAAUACCGUUCUGAAAAGUCUCUGAAUGAGCUCAGUAAGCUUAUGCCUCCUACUUGCCACUGCUUAAGGCAAGGUUGCCUGGAAACUUUUUUGGCACGUGAUCUUGUACCAGGAGAUGUUGUCUACUUAAACAUUGGAGACAGAGUUCCAGCAGACAUUAGAUUGUUUGAAGUGAUUGACUUAGCAGUCGAUGAAAGUAGUUUCACUGGAGAAGCUGAACCAGCUCAAAAGUCUACAGCUCCAAUUUUAAAAAAAAAUGAAACUAAUACCAACCAAAAUGUAACAUUUAUGGGCACCUUAAUUAGAAAUGGAAGUGGCAAAGGCAUUGUGAUCAAUACUGGCGCUCAGAGUGAGUUUGGUCAAGUUUUUGCAAUGAUGCAAACAGAAGAAGCACCCAAAACGCCUUUGCAAAGGAGUAUGGACAUUCUUGGUGCUCAAUUGUCAUUUUACUCUUUCUGCAUCAUUGGUAUAAUAAUGAUACUUGGCUGGAUUCAGGCUAAAGCACUUCUUGACAUGUUUACUAUUGGUGUUAGCCUUGCUGUUGCAGCAAUACCUGAAGGCUUACCUAUUGUUGUCACUGUCACACUUGCAUUAGGCGUUAUGAGGAUGGCCAAGAGAAAAGCAAUUGUUAAGUGCUUACCAACUGUAGAAACACUUGGGUGUGUCAAUGUGAUAUGCUCAGAUAAAACUGGUACUAUUACUCAAAAUGAAAUGACUGUAAUAAUAAUAAUUACUUCUGAAAACUAUAUUGCUGAUGUUUCUGGAGCUGGCUAUAAUGCUAAUGGAGAAAUAAAACUGCGCAAAUGCAAAGACAUUGACUUUGCUCAAACAGCUAUUACAAAUUUGCUUGAAAUUGGGUGCGUUUGUAAUAAUGCUGUUAUUCAAAAUAAUACAUUGUUAGGCCAGCCUACAGAAGGGGCUUUACUAAUAGCUGGAAUGAAGAAUGGCAUGUAUGCUAUCUCAGACAAAUAUAUCCGUCUUCAAGAGUACCCAUUCUCAUCUGAACAAAAAAUGAUGGCUGUUAAGUGUGUAGCAAAGUACAGUGAGUAUAAACAAGAAGUCUAUUUUGUCAAGGGAGCUUUAGAAAAAGUUCUACCACAAUGCACUAAGUACGCAGCUAACGGUCAGUUGUAUCCUCUGACACAAAAAAAAGAACAAGAAGUUUUUGCUGAUGCUUAUGACAUAGGGCAACGAGGAUUAAGAGCAAAAUUGACAAGGUUGUGGUCCAAAAAAAAUGCCAAUUUUCUGACCAUCACCGACAGCUUCUAUGUAGGUCAUAACUUCUAA